This is a messenger RNA of Penicillium soppii, 1422 nucleotides long. RefSeq lists its product as uncharacterized. NCBI's taxonomy places the organism in Eukaryota, Fungi, Ascomycota, Eurotiomycetes, Eurotiales, Aspergillaceae. The coding region runs from base 1 to 1422 and encodes 473 amino acids. The record is from RefSeq and is a predicted model, not a curated record. The transcript has 2 exons.
AUGACGUUGGCUUUGGAGAAAGCAGGGUCGUUAUUCACUGGUUGGGUACGAUCAUGCUUUACAUGUUUGACCCCCGAAGAUAGCUGUGGGUUUAAUCGAGUUCAAGAUCAAGGCAUUGAGCGGGAUAUGACAGUAUGUCAUACUCAACCACAUCUUGUUUCGCCCAUGAAACUGGUGGUAUACGAUGAUCUCCCUAUGUCGAGUGUUCAUCAACGUCAAAACUCGCUGUCCUCAUGGAUUAACGAGAGCCGACAAUUGGCCUCGCGAGCUUCUACUCGGGCGAGCAUGUCUAUGAAAAGAUCAUCAAUCACACCUUUGAAGAUCAGUGCUCCUUCGGACUUUCGCAGAGUACAGUCGUUUCAAUCUCCAGGCUUUCAUGGGUUCACACCCUUACAACCUCCUGCGUCGACAGAGUAUCAACCUCUAGAUCUUCGCAUACAUCGAUCAGGCAAUCGAUUAUCGGACCUACCUUCCUUCGAUAGCUUCCAUUUAGACGAGAGCCCCCAGCGCAAGACGCUACCGGCCCCACCACGACCCUUAAUCGCGUCUGCCGCCGUUCGACAUCACCGUUACCAGGCGACAUCUGUGGUAUCCCGCAAACCAAUCGGGUCCCCGAGAAGCCGCUCAUUCGGAAACCUGGAGCCUUUAAUUAUCAAAGAACCAGUCCGUAUCAGCAACAACUUGGUUCCGCAUUUCUCGAAACUCACCCCGGUGGAGAUGCCCCUACAGGAAGCCCUAGCCACCUCUCCGGUGCAUGGCAGAUCGAAAUCAGAAGGCAGCAGACUGACUUUGAGCACGCGCUGGCCGAGCCAGGUAGACGACAGUCAAACUCGGGGAAGAGUACCUCAGUCGCCAUCUGCAUCAAAGAGCUUGUAUACUGACUCGCCAAAUACACCGUCACUUUCGAAGUACUCACCGACAUCCCAAGAUCCUCUUUCAUCCACCAGCUCAACUUUGCCAUCCCACAUCACCUCUCUCCAGCGGCCCCUAAUUCCUCUCUCGCUCUUGGAGAACAACAGCACCAACACUCCGAACCCCUCUCUUUCCAGCCGUGUGACCCAAUGGAUGUUUCCAACAUCAGCCAAACCCUCCCCCACCCCAAGGCAGACCGCCCUACCACGCGAGGACAGCUUCAACUGGGAGCGAACUCGCACGCUGAGCGGCACAACCGUGGCAUCAGUCACGCCCCCCUUCCCCAACGCCAGGGACCGCAACAACAGCUCUAUCUCCAGUGUGUUUUCCAGUGCAAUCACCCCUCGCACAUCAUUCUCCGUCCAGUCCUCUCUGGCAGCAGAAAAGGAUCUCGACGCUGGUGCCUGUCACCCGACUAUUUUUGAGGAAAAGCGGCAGGACCAUAUUUUUCGUGGGUACGAUGAUGAGCGUACGCGAUACCUUGAAUCGAGUAUUGGGGUAGCGUUCUGA